GCCCCGGUCCUUCUGGAUGCCGCUCGAGAGAACAACCGCAGCCCGGGCACCUGCGGUUCUGAAUCCUGAAACGAAAUCUAGAAGCAGCAGCCGAGUUCGUGUUCAGAGAUCAGAACCUGCAACAGCACUGGUUGUCAAUACCAACCAACCACAAUUGCCAUUUGCCAUCCAACCCACCGCCGCGCGGACCAGAGAAAACCACAAGAGGCUACAAAAGCUAGGGGCGCAACGCAAAAUGGUGGGCUUCCUCGGGGCCUCCGCCGCCGCCUCCGCUGUGCCCGCAGCAGCCUACGCCCUCUCCUCCUCCUCCUCCUCUCCCACCACCUCCAAGCUCCAAUUCCCCCUGCCCGCUUCCUUCCCUUCCGCCUUGACCUCCUCAUCCUCCUCCACCUCUGCGCGCGCGCCAAACGCCGUCACUCCGAUGGCCGCCGCCGCCGCUGCCGCUGCCACGGCCGAUCCCUCGGCCCCCGAUAAGGACACUGCGCUUCCGGAACUCACGACAGAAUUCAUGGUGGACAUGAAAUGUGAGGGCUGUGUAACAGCAGUGAAAAACAAGCUUCAAACUCUUGAAGGAAUAAAAAACAUCGAAGUGGACUUGAGUAACCAGGUUGUUAGAGUUCUUGGGUCUCUCCCACUGAAGACAAUGUUAGAUGCUCUGCAUCAAACAGGCCGAGAUGCACGUCUGAUUGGGCAAGGGAACCCAAAUGAUUUUUUAGUUUCCGCUGCUGUGGCUGAGUUCAAAGGGCCGGUUAUAUUCGGUGUUGUUCGUCUGGCUCAAGUUAACAUGGGGUUGGCUAGAGUUGAAGCCACCUUUAGUGGUCUAUCACCUGGUAAAUAUGGAUGGUCAAUUAAUGAGUUUGGGGAUUUGACAAGAGGUGCGGAAAGUACUGGCAAAGCAUAUAAUCCACCAGAAUAUUUAUCCAAUAAGCCUAUUGGUGACCUGGGAACACUAGAAGCUGGAGAGAAUGGGGAAGCCCAUUUCUCAGGAUCAAAAGAAAAAUUGAAAGUUGUUGACUUGAUUGGCCGCUCUAUCGCUCUGUAUGCAGCCGAGGACAGAUCAGACCCUGGCAUUGCAGCAGCCGUGAUUGCAAGAAGUGCCGGGGUUGGAGAGAACUACAAGAAGCUUUGUUCCUGUGAUGGUGUCACCAUCUGGGAAUCAAGCUAAACUCGCUGCUACUAGCAAGUUUUCUGUACUAAUAUUUGCUUCCAUAUGUUGUACACACAUCAAUGUAGAGACAAUUCGACUUGCAACUGAACAUUUGGAAUAAAAUAUGAAUACAAUGAGGAAUAAAGCCUGUUCUGAUUUGGAGAUUGACA
Messenger RNA from Phragmites australis (common reed), 1317 nucleotides. Its product is annotated as copper chaperone for superoxide dismutase, chloroplastic. The transcript is spliced from 6 exons. Gene Ontology annotation, molecular function: superoxide dismutase activity; copper ion binding. The record is from RefSeq and is a predicted model, not a curated record. Gene Ontology annotation, biological process: removal of superoxide radicals. Bases 17 to 1165 code for a protein of 382 amino acids. NCBI's taxonomy places the organism in Eukaryota, Viridiplantae, Streptophyta, Magnoliopsida, Poales, Poaceae.